Messenger RNA from Thunnus maccoyii (southern bluefin tuna), 1287 nucleotides. It is a transcript of the gene ccdc169, whose product is annotated as coiled-coil domain containing 169. The record is from RefSeq and is a predicted model, not a curated record. The transcript has 8 exons. NCBI's taxonomy places the organism in Eukaryota, Metazoa, Chordata, Actinopteri, Scombriformes, Scombridae. Bases 259 to 990 code for a protein of 243 amino acids.
GGUUUAGGCAUGAGGAGUGAGAUUGGUUAGGGUAAGGGUAAAAACAUCCGGGUAAGCCAAUUAGAGGCAGAGAAGGGCUGGUUAUGACUUCGCCAUCCUAGGAAAAAAAUAUCGCAUCGAGGAGGAGGUUUUAUUUUCAAACCUCCCGCUUAUCUGCGCCAUCAUUUCCGACGCCUCUUGAACAAGCAGGAAGCAGCGGUCUCCAUGGAUACGCUGAGGCACAAACUUUUCUCCAGUUGAUGCUAGUUGUUCAGGAACAUGACAGGAGACAGCGACUACAGCAAAUACGAUUUGGCACGACUGCAGGCCGAACUUGAGCAAGAAAGGGAACUUAAAGAAAUGCUGGAAGAGUCUGUGUCUGAUCUGCGGAGCACCAUGUGUGAACUGCAAGAAAGACUGCACAGUGUUGAUGGGGAAGGAAAUGAGUGGAAGACAAGAUUUGAGACACAGAGAGAGCUGAACGGACAGUUAGAAAGACAGAUCUCACUCAUUCAUGAGAGGCUGGAGGACCUACGAGGAAACCCCAUGGAUCGAUUGGCCUCUAUCCGAUCAUAUGACGACAUGCCAGUAGAUACACUGAGACAGCGUCUGAAGCUCCUUACUGAUGAGAAGUCUGACCUCCAGAGUCAGCUGAUGGACUGUCAUCGAAGGAUCGAACAAGAAGGAAAGGCAUUUCAUAAAACCAAUGAUGAGAGACGGGCAUAUCUUUCAGAAAUUGCUAAGCUGUCCUCAACCCUCGAUGCCCAAAGAAGACAGUACUCCACUCAGCCACAGAGGGGGAUAGAGAGCAAACAGAGAGGGAAGCAGACCAGCAGGAAGUCGGAGGCUGAUACUAAGAAAGGAAAAGAGAGAGAAGAAGAUGGAGUACGUGUGAAAGGAGGAGGUGGUGGUGGUGGUGAAGGAACAACAGCGGAGAGAAGAGAAGAGAAGAAAGCCCAACAAGGAAGCAGGUUGCCCACCUUAAAGCACUACCUGAAACACAACCCCUAACUCAGCCUGGUGUUUUAGCCCCUCUUUUUUUAUAAAGUGGUAAUGUUCCUCUCUUCUGGGUAUGCUGGAAUGAUUGAAAAUUGACAUAUAUUUAUAUUUUCAGCACAAGAACACAGUAUGUCCUUCAGCUUUUUAUUGUUCACAUUCCUCAAAGCUUGGUUGUGAGGCAACAGUGCAGAUCCUUUGUAGCGUUUCUGUGCCACAGUCAGUGUUGUAAUCCAGUGUUUAUUUUACAACUGAUGGCAAAUACAGUGUUACACUAAUCUCAUGUUAUAAAAUGUUACAUUUAUAAUGAAA